This is a messenger RNA of Hibiscus syriacus, 1227 nucleotides long. RefSeq lists its product as uncharacterized. Gene Ontology annotation, molecular function: aspartic-type endopeptidase activity. The transcript has a single exon. NCBI's taxonomy places the organism in Eukaryota, Viridiplantae, Streptophyta, Magnoliopsida, Malvales, Malvaceae. Bases 1 to 1227 code for a protein of 408 amino acids. Gene Ontology annotation, biological process: proteolysis. The record is from RefSeq and is a predicted model, not a curated record.
AUGGUUGCAACAACAAAGGACGGAGAAAGAGUGAACGCUCCGAUGGGAGAUACUGAGCCUGAGCCGGCUAGAAUGGGCUCCAUCCGAUUCAUAACUGCAUUACAGUCUCAGUUGAGUAACUUGAGGAAAGAACCAGAGAGGGGAUUGAUGUAUGUGGACAUCUCAGUAAAUGGGAAAACCUCUAAAGCUCUAGUCGACACAGGGGCCACAGAUACGUUUAUCUCUCCUGAGGAAGCGGAGAGAUGUAAGUUGAUUGUCACCAAGGAGGUGGGACAAAUGAAAGCAGUUAACUCUACCGCUUCAAUGAUAUGUGGAGGUGUGAAGAGGGUCAGUAUCAAGCUUGGGUCUUGGGAAGGAAGUGUAGAUUUCACUGUUUCCCAUAUGGAUGAUUUUGAUGUGGUAUUAGGGCUCGAUUUUAUGAUGGCAGCCCAGGUGAUUCCUGUUCCGGCAUCAAGUUGUUUAAUGUUCAUGGGGGAGCAGCCAUGUGUGGUACCAGCUAUGAUUCUCCCUCGUCCUGGGAAGAAGAUAUUGUCCGCUAUCCAAUUUAAGAGAGGGGUGAAAAAGGGGGAGCCCUCCUUUUUAGUCUUUCCAAUUUCCAAAGAGGAUGACAAUCUUGGCAUGGUGCCCAGGAAUGUUCAAGAAGUGCUGAGAGACUUUGAGGAUGUAAUGCCGGGUGAAUUGCCGAAAGAGUUGCCCCCUAGACGGUUGGUGGACCAUGAGAUUGAAUUAAUUCCGGGAGUAAAACCUCCUGCGAAAUGCCCAUAUCGGAUGAGUCCUCCGGAGUUGGCAGAGUUGAGGAAACAAUUGGAUGAGUUGCUCCAAGCAGGAUUUAUUCGACCCUCGAAGUCACCUUUCGGGGAGCCUGUGUUAUUCCAGAGAAAACAUGAUGGGAGUUUGAGAUUAUGUGUUGAUUAUAGAGCAUUAAACAAAGUGACUGUCAGGAAUAAAUAUCCCAUUCCGUUGAUUGCCGAUUUGUUCGACCAGCUGAGUAAUGCUAAGUAUUUCACGAAGUUGGAUCUCAGGUCGGGAUACCAUCAAGUGAGAGUGGCCGAAGGGGAUGAGCCAAAGACGACAUGUGUAACUCGGUAUGGAGCAUUUGAAUUUCUUGUUAUGCCUUUUGGACUAACCAAUGCUCCCGCUACUUUCUGUACUUUGAUGAACCAGGUGUUCCAUGACUAUCUCGAUAAAUUCGUAGUCAUCUACUUGGACGAUAUAAUGAUUUUUUAG